GGAACCAUCGGGAACAGCCACAGAGCUCCCCAGAACUCCAUUUUGGGUGGAUUUAUGUGAAAUUCCAGAGGCGUAGGCCUCUAGUUGCCAACUUUAUGGACGUUCAUGAAAUGUGGGUGAACAGAAUGGGUUUGAAGAGGGAAAUCCUUGAUACAUUAUCUUCUGUGGCUCUCUUUAAUGAUGGAUUACUAUACUAGGCUGUUGGACUACAACCUUUAGAUUUUGAAGAGGCAAAGAAAACAAAACAACAAAUAAGACUACAACAGGACAUCUUAUUGCAAACGCAAGUAGCCUGCAACAGAUAUCAGUGUGACUGAAAAGAUACCAAGAACAAAAUCAUGGCUUUGAUGCCUGUUAAAUUUGACUUGGCCAAGCGGGUUAAGCUGGCCCAGGGACUGUGGCUCCUGUAUUGGCUCUGCAUGAUGGCUGCAAUCCUCAUCUUCAGCAUGGGCAUUUUCUUCAAGAUUGAGCUACGCAAGAGGAGCGAGAUAAUGGAUAACAACGAGAGCCAUUUUGUGCCCAACGUGCUCAUCCUGCUGGGACUGGCGGCCUGUGGCAUCAACGCUUUUGGGGGCAAAGUGUGCCAAGACUCCCUCGACUCAGCGAAAUUUAGCAAGUGGAAGCCCAUGCUGAAGACUUACAUGAGUGGAUGUGUUGUUUUCUGCAUCGCUCUCUUUGUCGCGGCCCUGCUGUGUUUCUUGAUGCAGAUCUCUCUGCACUUCACUCUGGCUGAAGGCCUGAGGAACGGAAUGAAGUACUACAAAGACACGGACACACCGGGACGAUGCUUCAUGAAGAGAACCCUGGAUAUUACCCAGAUCGAGUUCCGCUGCUGUGGCAACAACAACUACAAGGAUUGGUUUGAGAUCCAGUGGAUUAGCAACCGCUACCUAGACUUCAGCAAUGAGGAUGUUAAAGUCCGUGUCCAGAGCAACGUGGAAGGCAAAUAUCUGAUGGAAAGCGUUCCCUUCAGCUGUUGCAAUCCUGGCUCUCCUCGCCCCUGCAUCCAGCAUCACCUGACCAACAACUCGGCUCACUACAGCUAUGACCAUCACACUGAAGAUCUGAACAUCUGGGCCAGAGGCUGCCGUGAGGCUCUCGUCUCUUACUAUGGAGGCACGAUGAACAGUAUCGGUGCUUUCGUGCUGCUGUUUAUUAUCUUAGAGGCUAUCGUGACUGUAGGACUGCAGUACCUGACCACCGCUCUGGAAACCAUGGCAGAUCCAGAGAAUCCAGAGAGUGAAAGUGAGGGCUGGCUUUUGGAGAAGAGUGUGAAGGAGACCAUCUCUGGUGUCAUGGCAAAGAUAAAGACGCUGGGUAAAGGAAACCAGGUACAGGAGGGAGAUGAACAAGCUCCUGCAGAAAGCUGAGAAUGCCCCGCCCAUUGGGACUGAGGCCACUCCCCCUACAUACGAACAUACUGUACAUUGGGAGGGAAGAAAAGUAAGAAAAAUUGAUAUAUAGUACAUGUUCUCAUCUGAAAUCACAUGUAAAUACAAAGUUUAUUUUUUAAAAUGUUAUAAUUUAUAGAAAAAAAUAUAACUUGUGGUUUAAUGAAUUUUUAACCAUCUUCAAUACUCACAGCCUAGUGUUAAUGUAGCCAUUGAGAAAAUAUAAAGUUUGUCCCUCAUAUUUUCAGUCGAGCUGAUGUUUAACCCGACAGCAUCACACAUACAUUCAUACUGCGUCUUUUCACCUGAAAUACUAUAAAAAUCCAAAAUCACUUCUCUGGAACUGCUUACACAGAAGCUUUCCACAGGCAGCUGAGGAUAAAUGUGUUUUCAUGUGUCCGGUCAUCUCUCAGACAUUAGGCUACCUUGUAUUUAUUUACUCAACGCUGCCUUUAACAGGCCUUACGUUGUGAGAUGGUUGUCAAAAGAUUCCUGUAACAACAGAGACACAACUGAUGUAAGAGCAGCACAUGAUACUUAACAGUUCUCGGGUUAAACAUUUGCCUCUCAAACUGCCUGAUGACUGUAAAGAGUAACAACUUGUAAAAGCUUCUUUUCAUUCAUCAUUAGUUUGUUGUUCAACCAUUAGUUUGUUUUUUACGUUAAGUCAGGAACCCCAAGCAGUUGUAUUGUUUCUGAUCUUUUGUGUGAUUUUUUUCUUCUUCAUUUUGACAGGUACUUGUGUGUGUACAUUUCACCAUUUUUCUUUGCAGUAAUGUCAGUCUUUGUGGAUUGAGUUGAUCAUGUAGGCAACUCCAUUUUCUGAGAUAAAGAUGUUAGAGAUUCAGUGUUAUUAUUUUUUUAUUCUUUAAAAGAGGUGAAUGUCAGUAAGUGGCUGUAGAGUUGGUCUCAGGUGAGAGAUGUUUGAACAGCAGCAGCCCAGCGGGACACGGCUUUACGCGAUUGGAUGAGGAGGAUUACCUUAAAUAACUAAUAUAACCUAUAGCUCAACAGAACCACAGAAUGACCUAAACGUGAUCAUAAAAAGCUAUGGUUUGAUAUUUAUAGUAUGGUCUUACUAAAAACACCACUGUUUCUAACCUCAUGACAGAGUUCCUGCUUAAACGGAGUACAUUUCAAAAAGGUGAUUUCAGUGUGAGCAGGUAUAUCCAAGCGUGGGCCGUGUUAAACAGGACAUCUGUCAUCUGCAAUUUUCUGAAGUCCAUAAGAGCGGUCAAUAAGCUUUGGGAAGCAGCUUACCUUCUCAGGUGAAACUCUGGGACAGGUGCAUCUCACACAGGUACAGCUGCAGGAGUCAACCCAUCUCAUACUGUACAGAAAACCUUGUGUUUGUCUUUAGACAUUAUCAAUGUUUACCAAAAUAAACACAUACCCCAAUUUAUAACAGAGGAAAACAUCAAGCAUCACACAAAUUAUAACAUUUUCAAAUUUGAAUCUUUUUCAUUUUGCAAGGAUACAUAUACUGUAUAAUGCAAACUGUUUCCUAUUAAACCAGUAUGUUGGGA
This is a messenger RNA of Triplophysa rosa, 2917 nucleotides long. It is a transcript of the gene prph2b, whose product is annotated as peripherin 2b (retinal degeneration, slow). The record is from RefSeq and is a predicted model, not a curated record. Lineage: Eukaryota; Metazoa; Chordata; Actinopteri; Cypriniformes; Nemacheilidae. The transcript has 3 exons. Gene Ontology annotation, biological process: visual perception. Gene Ontology annotation, cellular component: membrane. Bases 339 to 1370 code for a protein of 343 amino acids.